Molecule: messenger RNA, 5274 nt
Organism: Larimichthys crocea (large yellow croaker)
Lineage: Eukaryota; Metazoa; Chordata; Actinopteri; Sciaenidae
Gene: pkn1a
Product: protein kinase N1a
Exons: 23
Coding region: 929-3727 (932 amino acids)
Biological process (GO): protein phosphorylation; signal transduction
Molecular function (GO): ATP binding; protein serine/threonine kinase activity; small GTPase binding
Source: RefSeq, a predicted model, not a curated record
ACGGCCGGGCGGCAUUGCUCGCUCGGGCGUCGUGAGCGCGCAGGCAGCAGGCUUGUAUAGCAGUGUGUGCUGAGGUGUGUGUGUCUGUGUGUGUGCUCCUCUCUCUGCCGCCAGUUACCCGCUGUUUGUGAUGAGAUGUAGUCUCGACACAUCCCACGAAGACAGUGUUGUGUUGUUUGUGUCAGACUUCAGCUAGCAGGGUUUUCUUUCUUUUUCUUUCCCCCCCCCCCGGACAGAUGAGCUCUCUAUUGUCCGUCAUUUUGGCUGCAUGAGCCGCUUGUGGAGGACUGACAGGCGGCUUUUUGUGUGUGGCAUGUGAUACAGACAAGAGACUGAGGCGUGUUCAUGUUUCACGGAUGUUACCAGGAGAAGAACAAGAGAGAAGCAGAAGAAGAAGGAGGAGAAGAAGAAGAGGGGGCUUUUCUGUCAUUUUCUGCCGCCUGUGUGUGACUUUAUCACCGCUAGGGUUCAGCAGGACAUGACGGAGGAGGGCUGCCGGUGGAUUUAUGGGGCUCUUCCUAGCUGUUGAAUGGCAAACACUCAGAGAAGAUGAACAAUGACCGUGGAGCUUUUCUAGUUUCCUUUGGAUGCUCUUAUUUUGUUUAAAAAAAACAACGUUUUGCAUGCAUUUAAAUUGUAUGUGAGUGAGAGCUAACAGCGUUAAAGGGAGCUUCAAUUCAGGCGCGGCCACCAGGCAAGCCAACAAUGCGGAUUACCUCCUGACUGUUUGCCUUUGUGUCAAUACAGACUGUUUGUAUAAAGUUGAGAUAACACUUACAGGUCAAAUAGACGGUCCUCUCCCCACAUUUAGUGUUUUAUUUUAUUGUCUUGUGGGGGGAAAGAAAGAAGAGGACACGUUGAAGUUGAAUCCCACAUGUGCACAGGUUGUCUGUGACACUACAAACAAACAGGAGCAACAGGGACAACCAUGGCGAACGACUCCAUACAAAGUGACCCAGGUGGGCUUUCGGUUCUGGAGCAGCUCGGUCUGGAUCAGAACUCUGAUUUCUCCGACUCCAGUGUGCAGCAGCUUCUGGAUGAGCAGCGCGAAAGGAUCCGCAGAGAGAUUCGUAAGGAGCUGAAAAUCAAGGAGGGAGCUGAGAACCUACGCAGGGCGAUGACUGACAGGAGGAACGCUCAGCAGGUGGACAGCCAGUUGCGGUCUUCCAACCGCAGGCUGGACAAUCUACACGCUCAGCUGCAAGAAUUGGAUGCUCACAUUGUGGUGAAGGGAGGAGAGGAGAAUAAAGAUGAAUGUCCUCAGUCUCCCGGGGCAGAGAGUCGUACGUCAGCCCACAAGGAACGCAUCGCCGCCCUUGAGAGACAGCUCAACAUCGAGCUCAAAGUCAAACAGGGAGUUGAAAACAUGAUCCCCGUCUACUCCAAUGGAUCCACAAAGGAUAAGAAGAUGCUGCAGACGGCGCAGCAGAUGCUGCAGGACAGCAAGACCAAAAUUGACAUCAUCCGCAUGCAAAUCCGCAAAGCUGUGCAGGCCACCGAGCACAACGAUGACACACAGGGUAACCAGGACCUCUGUGGGGUGGAGCUGCGGAUUGAAGAGCUGAGGCAUCACUACAGGGUGGAACAUGCUGUCGCUGAGGGGGCCAAAAAUGUGCUCAGGCUCCUGGGGGCCAGCAAGGUCCAGGAUAAGAAAGCCCUGUCUGAGGCACAGUCUCGUCUGAGCGAGGCGUCUCAGCGAUUAGACCUGCUGAGGGACUCUUUGGACCAGCGUCUGGCAGAGCUGCCGGAGGACCAUCCAAAGGCCAGCAUCAUCAAAGAGGAGCUAGUCCUGGCCUCCUCCCCUGCCUUCAGCUCUCGUCAUGGCGCCCCCUACCUCCACAACCAGUACAGCACCCUCAACAAGCCCUCACCUCUCACUGGUACCUUGCAGGUGCAGCUGCUGGGCUGUGUGGGGUUGUUGGAGGUGGUCCCAGGUCGCAGUAAAGGGACAGCUGUCAUGCUGCCCUGCUACAGCCCCGGAGACACCAGGUCCUUCAUGAGGGGCAGCAAGGGACUCUACGGACGGAGCGGCUCAGUCAGUGGGAAGACACCCAGCAAGGCAGAUGAGCUCUCCUCUGAGGUGAGUACAGUGCUGAAGCUGGAUAACACAGUGGUGGGGCAGACUGCUUGGAGGACUGUGGGAGAACAAGCUUGGGACCAGACCUUCACUGUGGAGCUGGAAAGGUCGAGGGAGAUGGAGAUUGCUGUUUACUGGAAGGACUACCGCUCACUGUGUGCUCUGAAGUACGUGAAGCUAGAGGACUUCCUGGAUAACCAGAAACACAGAGUUCAGCUGGAGCUGGAGCCUCAGGGCCUGCUGCUGGCCGAGGUGACCUUCUUCAACCCGGUCAUUGAGAGAGUUCCCCGCCUCCAGAGGCAGAAGAAAGUCUUUUCUAAGCAGCAAGGCAAGGCAUUCCUGCGGGCUCGUCAGAUGAACGUGGAUAUUGGGACGUGGGUGAGGCUGCUUCGAAACGCCAUUCCCACAGUCAACAACUCGGGAACCUACAGUCCCAAUGCACACAACCUAACACUCAACUCCGGGGAGGUCUCAGUGGAGAAGUUGAGUCUGGACAGCGACUCUCCGAUAAGAGGCGAUUACAAGAGAGACAUGGACACACACACCCCGGACCGACUGCCAGUCAUUGAGCCCUUCUCCCCCCCAGACCUCACCCCCGAGUGCCCUGUCCGAACCCCGUCUGUUAGCAGUAAGCAGAGGAAAGGUCCUCUCUCUCUCCAGGACUUCAGGCUGAUUGCUGUGUUGGGCAGGGGACACUUUGGGAAGGUUUUGCUCUCAGAAUACAAGAAGACGGGCACAAUGUACGCCAUCAAAGCCCUGAAGAAAGGAGAUAUUGUAGCUCGGGAUGAGGUGGAAAGUCUAAUGUGCGAGAAGCGCAUCUUUGAGAUCGUGAACAUGUCGCACCAUCCGUUCCUGGUCAACCUGUUUGCGUGCUUCCAGACUCCAGAGCAUGUGUGUUUUGUCAUGGAGUACACAGCAGGAGGCGACCUGAUGAUGCACAUCCACACAGACGUCUUCACAGAGCCACGAGCCGUGUUUUAUGCAGCCUGUGUAGUUCUUGGACUUCAGUUCCUCCACGACCAUAAGAUUGUGUACAGAGACCUCAAGCUUGACAACCUGCUGCUAGACACCGAUGGUUAUGUUAAGAUCGCUGACUUUGGACUGUGUAAAGAAGGAAUGGGCUUCGGGGACCGGACCAGCACUUUCUGUGGGACUCCAGAGUUUUUGGCCCCAGAGGUCCUGACAGAUACAUCUUACACCAGGGCGGUAGACUGGUGGGGGCUGGGAGUCCUCAUCUAUGAAAUGUUGGUGGGAGAGUCUCCAUUCCCAGGGGACGAUGAAGAGGAGGUGUUUGACAGCAUUGUGAAUGAUGAAGUCCGCUAUCCACGCUUCCUGUCCACUGAGGCUAUUGGCAUCAUGAGAAGGCUGUUGAGGAGGAACCCAGAGAGAAGACUGGGCUCUGGUGAAAAAGAUGCAGAGGAGGUGAAGAAGCAGCCAUUUUUCAGAAACGUGGACUGGGAGGCGUUGCUGCAGAGGAAGGUGCCCCCUCCCUUCAUCCCCUCCAUUGGCGGCAAGGAAGACGUCAGCAACUUCGACGAGGAGUUCACCACUGAAGCUCCGACGCUCACGCCUCCACGUGAACCUCGCGUGCUCUCCCGCAAAGACCAAGACAGCUUCCGGGACUUUGACUACGUCUCUGACCUCUGCUAGUGUGCUGCGGGGUGGGGGUGGCCUCACAGACCUCGAGGAAUGUUUAGAUUUCGAAGGCUUUGCGAUGGUUGUACCGGAGCCGUUAAUUACACUGUGAAUGAAUGUGGAGAGACCGGAGGCAGUCGGUCUGUAUUUUGUGUGUGUGCAGGAUUUUAAAGACCGAGGACUGAGAAAAUAAAAGCUGCGAACAGAUAGCUGACGGGGUAAAAUGUUUUAUCACAAACAAAAAGAAGCAACGGGCCCUUUUUUCCAAUCAUUGUACAACACACCAGUGACUUGUGUAUCUUACAAACAUUAGCCUUUAAAGUGUCUCCUCUCAUCCUCCUAUGUGUCAGUGUCGUCACCUGUGCAGCUGUGAGAGGACCUCGCUGUCUCUUUGUACUGUUGACCGUUUGGGGCUUGUUUAUUGGCCUCUCAGACCAAUGCCUUACAUUUGUACUUGUAUUUGAUCCACACAAAAGCAAUUUGUUUUUAUGUUGUCACCCUUUGUAUACAGCAGCAGGAAGAGUAAUCUGAUGCACUGCAGAAAAAGAGGAUUUGUUUGUGUGGAAAUGUUGACAUUCAGAAUGAAUCUGUACUCAAAGCUUUCCCAGCAGUCAUAUGACGAUGACCUUCAGUCAUGCUGACCGAUGCUAGGUGACUUAUGAGUCAACUACAGGGUAAAGAACCACUGUCUUACUUUAUUUUGGACUUUUAGCAACUACUUUUUAAAAUUUCUUCUGCUUGGAUUUUAAUUUCUGACGAAAAGUAGUCAUAUUUUAUGACACAUACUUUCUUUUAAUUGGAUAUAAACCGGUGUAGCAGACACAGAAUCAAAACCACCGGCAUGAAAGCUAUGUGGCAAGCAGGUUAAUCCAUUUUUUAAAUUUUUUUUUAAUUGGACAAAAAAAAUCCGAACACUAAGACUUGAUGUACAAGUAGUAGACUGUCCAUUAUGGGUUUGAGACACAUUCAUCCAGUUAUCUAUAUGCUACCAGAGUUUUGUGAACACAAAGUAAGUAAUUUCCCUCCAAGACAAUUAUAUCUGACUUUAACUAAACAAACGCUGGCUGUAACAGUUGUUUUAGUGUAUGUUGGAAGAGCAAGGCCACCAGCGGCUUUAAAAACUGUCUGGUGUGGUCAUUGCACGGUUUGGUUUCCUUCACAGUGAUAAAAUCAUCUUUGUUUCUGCUGAAGCUGACUGAUAUCUUGGUGAUUUUGGAAAAUCUGUGUGCCGCCAAAAGCACAACAAACCUUAUUAGCCAUUUUUCCACAGUAAAUCCAAUUAGAGCUUGCUGCAGUGAGUGCUGCCCUACUGUAUAUCCCAGCCAACAACUUCUUUUGGCAGUACAUUUCUAAAUGAUCAAUUUCAUUUGAGGGUGACAGAACGAUUUAAUGUUGGAAGUCAGUGGUAUAAACGUCUAACACUUGAGCAGCUCUGAGUACAGGAGAGGUUUGUUGUGAAGUUGUAUGUAUGAUGGUGUGGAUUUUACUUAUCUUGUGUAUGACAAUACAAAACCAUGUGAGAGUAUGAGAUGACUUCUUUUAUAAAGAAAACCUGGAGUGAA